GGAAGCUGGCUUUCUGGCAUCGAGGGGUUUCAGUGCCUUCCCCUCGGUGGGGGCGGGGGCGUGUGUGCGUUCAGGACAGCGUCCUGGGGGGGGGGGGUGCGUGUAUCUGGCAUGCCCAGGACUGGAACGAUCAACAUUCAUCUGUGAUACACCAGACGGUAGAGCUGACUCCGGCUGGCAGCCAGGGAGGGUUUUGACAUCAGACUCUCCGCUGAAGUUUAGGGGCUAGCCGAGGGAAGCAGGGAGCAACUUCUCCACCGAUGGAUCUACAGGGGACGGGCACCAGCUGCACCAGGGGCUGAGAUCCGUUCAGCUCACUUGCCUCUCCCAAAAGAACCUUUAGUUCACCCCCUCCGCCCCGUCAGCGACUUUCCAGGGAGACUCUCUCCCUUCCCCUUUGCUGGAUGGUGGAAGAAGGCGUGGGCAGCGGGGACAGGGCACCCCACAGGGGGCUGCGGGGACCCCGUCGUCCUCUGGCUGCGCCGAGGAACAUGUCGGUGGUGGGCAAGGCCCUGUGGAGCGUGGAGCGGGCGGGGAAGGGCUGGCGAUUUGAGCAGCCCAUCGGUGUGGACUGCAGCUCGCCCGAGCCCCGCUGCAUCUGGUUGAGCAGCCUGCGGAAUGACAAUGCCGACCUGGAGCACAGGUGGUACCGUGCCGGGGCCGCCCUCCCCAGGCAGAAACGCCGCUCGCGCCCUCGGCUGGAGACACGCCACACGCCGCCGCUGGGCCGGAGAGAUGGGACCUCUCCGAAUGACAACGCCCCCCUGGACGAGUCCUUCCCCUGGGUGGGGCCGAAGACGGUGCUGCUCCGGAAGAGCUCGCAGGGGGGGUUCGGCUUCACCCUCCGACAUUUCAUCGUCUACCCCCCGGAGUCGGCGGUCCACUCCAAUGUCAAGGAGGAAGAGAAUGGAAACCGAGGAGGUCCCCAGCGGAGCCGCCUGGAGCCCAUGGACACCAUCUUUGUGAAGAAUGUGAAGGAAGAUGGGCCUGCGCACCAGGCUGGCCUCCGCACAGGAGACCGGCUUGUCAAGGUGAACGGGGAGAGCAUCAUCGGGAAAACCUACUCCCAGGUCAUAGCGCUGAUCCAGAACAGUGACGAUGCCUUGGAACUCUCCAUCAUGCCCAAAGACGAGGACGUCCUCCAGCUGGCCUAUUCUCAGGAUGCCUACUUGAAGGGCAAUGAACCCUACUCCGGGGGAGCCCAGAGCAUCCCGGAGCCACCUCCCGUCUGUUACCCACGGAAGACCUACCCGUUCCAGUCCAGGGCUCCCAGCCGGGAGGUGAUGGUAGCCGAGCCUUUGCAGGGACAGCAGGCGGACGGCAGAUCCUACCGGCCUGCUCCUUCAGGCCCAUCUUCCCCCUUGAACAGCGCGGCGCUCGGCAGCUCCAUGCCCAGCACGUGGAACGAGGCCAGAAGCGACGCCGCUCGGGAGAUCGGCAGCACCCAUUCCAGCCCGGCCCACCGCACAGAAGAGAUCCAGUAUGGAAUGACCCAGCCGAGGCCCAGGAUGCCCGUCGCAAGGCCGGUCCCAGCCCCCGGCUCCUUCUCGCGCGUCUCCAACACCAGCUUUGCAGGUCCCCUUGCUUCUUCCUUGCCAGAGAGGUACGGUGUCCCGACUGCUUCCUCCAUGGCCAGCCAGGCCUGCUACGGGGUCCCCAGGCACCUCCCAGACCAUCGGACUCACUGCGGUUUCAAGGAUGGCCGGGAUGUUAGCAUGGGGCCUGGCGGCCCGGGCCGUCCCUCCUGGGAGUAUCUGGGCGGCCCCAAGGCCGUCAGCCGGCUGGAGUGCCAGCAGGCGCUCUCCAACUGGCUGUCCAGCCAGGUGCCACGCCGGAGCACCUCGGAAGAGCGGAGGUACGCCAUGCCACCCCGGUACCGCAGCGUCUCUCAGGACCGCCUGGGAGACACCCCGGCCUCCAGAGGCUGGCCCCACAGUGCCUCGCAAGACACCUUGCUCCAGCCCAGCCACGACAGCUGGGGCUACCGGGCCCGGUCCGACAACUCCCUGGGGAGGUACGGGCGCUCCAUGGAGGCGCUGGAGCAGAGCGCCCUGGUCUCGCCCCGCUUGGACAAGUGCACGUGGCUGCCGGAGAAGUUCUAUAGGCCGGGCCCCGGGCAAGUUGCCCGAGCUCAGCCUAGCCAGACAAGUUCGUACGCCCCCUCCUGCUCCUCUAGAGAGCCUCCCCCCGCCCACGUGCAGAAACACCCUUCCCAGCCCAACCUGCAGAGCGUCGACGACUCGGGGUACAUUGGGUAUAGAAGCUACAGCCCCUCCUUUCAGCGCAGGACUGGCCUACUCCACGCACUCUCCUUCAGGGACCCUAUCUUUGGUGGCCUUCCAGUGUUCAAUAUAUCGCAAAGGCAAGGAACCCAACCAGCACCUUACCCGGACAGGUCCCCGUCACUGCCAGCUGCCGCCCCCCCUGGCCCGGAGCCCCCGCCGGGCAGUGGGCCCGAGAUUCCCAAGGACCAAAGAACCCCCAGCCAAGACAGCGGUGCCAGGUCUCUCCAGCCGCCUCUGCCUCGGCCCGAGGCGGAGGAGAGGAAAGAGGAGGUGGUCCUCAGGCAGAAGCCCCCCACGGGCCGCAAGGCGCCGGCCCCCGCCAGGCAGAUGAACUUCAUCUUCCCCGACCACAUGAAGGAAACGGACAUUUGUGACCCGCCGCUGAGCGGCAAAGGGGACAAGCCACCGACGGAGCGGCCCGCCCGGAGGGUGGCACCAUUGGCAGUGCCAGAGGAUUCCCUGGCAUCCAUUCCAUUUAUAGACGAGCCGACGAGCCCCAGCAUCGACCUGAAGGCAAAGCACAUCCCUGCCUCCUCCGUCGUUUCCAGCGCCGUGAACUCUGCCCCCGCCAUCACCGGCAGCCCCUCCUCACCCACCUUCACCUUCGCCGUCAGCCGCCAUUACUCCCAGGACUGCAGCAGCAUCAAAGCCAGCCGCCGAUCCUCCUACCUCCUGGCCAUUACAACGGAGCGCUCCAAGUCGUGUGACGAUGGUCUGAACACAUUUCGUGACGAGGGGAAGAUCCUAAGGAGGAUGCCAAGCCGGGUGCCGAGUCUGCGCAUGCUGAGGAGUUUCUUCACGGACGGGUCUCUGGACAGCCUCGGAAUGUCUGAAGACACGAGAUCAAAGAGGCACUCGACCUCCGACCUCUCGGACGUGACUUUCAGUGACGUGAGGAAAGAGGGCUGGCUCCACUACAAACAGAUCCUCACCAAAAAGGGGAAGAAAGUUGGCGGGGGCAUCCGGCAGUGGAAGCGCGUCUUCGCCGUUCUUCGCGCACACUCCCUUUACCUGUGCAAGGACAGGCGGGAGGCCGUGACCUACGCGCCGCCCCAAGGUGAGGAGGAGCAGCCGAUCAGCAUCCGAGCGUGCCUGGUGGACAUUUCCUACAGCGAGACCAAGAGGAAGCACGUCUUCCGGCUGACGACCGCUGACUUCUGUGAAUAUCUCUUUCAGGCAGAGGAUCGGGACGACAUGCUGGCCUGGAUCAAAGUCGUCAGGGAGAACAGCAAGGCCGAGGGCGAGGACCCUGGGUUUGCAAGCCAAGCGCUUAUCAACAAGAAGCUAAAUGACUACCGGAAAGUGAGCCCCUCUGGAACGAAACCAGACUCUUCCCCCAAGGGCUCGCGCGGGCUGGGGAUCAAGGCCGAGCUCCUGAAGCAGACAGGGACGAGCGCCCCCCGCUCCCCAAGGCAGGACAUGGCCGUGACUAAAGAUGACGGUGCCCCCCAGAAAGCCCCUUGGGGCAUCAACAUCAUGAAAAAGAACAAGAAAUCCGCUCCGCGGGCCUUCGGCGUCAGGCUGGAGGACUGCCAGCCCGCCCCAGCCAACAAGAACGUCCCGCUGAUCGUGGAAGCCUGCUGCAAGGUGGUGGAGGACAAGGGGCUGGAGUACAUGGGCAUCUACCGCGUGCCCGGGAACAACGCCGUGGUGUCCAGCCUGCAGGAGCAGCUCAACAAGGGAAGCACCGAGAUCAACCUGCAGGAUGAGAGAUGGCAGGACCUGAACGUCAUCAGCAGUCUGUUGAAAUCCUUCUUCCGGAAGCUCCCGGAGCCCCUGUUCACAGACGAUAAGUACAACGACUUCAUCGAAGCCAACCGGAUAGAAGAUGCCAGCGAGAGGAUGAAGACGUUGCGGAAACUGAUCCGGGACCUGCCGGGGCAAUACUAUGAGACGCUCAAGUUCCUGGUGGGGCACCUAAAGACCAUCGCGGACCACUCCGAGAAGAACAAGAUGGAGCCCCGGAACCUGGCCCUGGUCUUCGGCCCCACGCUGGUCCGCACGUCCGAGGACAACAUGACGGACAUGGUGACGCACAUGCCAGACCGCUACAAAAUCGUGGAGACCCUCAUCCAGCACUCGGACUGGUUCUUCAGCGACAAGGAGGACAAGGGGGAGAAGACCCCUGUGGACGAGAAGGAGGCGCAGUCGGUGCCGAACAUCGAGUACCUGCUCCCCAACAUCGGGAGGACGGUGGUGCCAGGGGACGCCUCAGAUUCAACCAAUAGCAGCUCUGCCAAAUCGAAGCAGGGCUCGGGGGUGCCCCGGAAGGAUCAGUACAACAAGGAGCUGCUCGCCAUCUCCUUCAUCGCCGCCGUCAACCGCAAGAGGAAGAAGCGGCGGGAGGCCAAGCGUUUGGGGAGCAGCACGGACGACGACUCGGAGCACGAGGCCACCAAGGGCGCCAGCAAAGGCAGAGCCGAGGAGGCCAGGGGCGGGGGCGCGGAGGAGGAAGAAGCCAAGGGGCCGGGGUGCGGCGUGGCCCCCGGAGAGCCAGGCCCAACGCGCGACGCUCCGAGCCGCCGAGCGAGCACAGAGGAGCAGGCGGGACCGAGGGAGCCAGCGCCGGACGCCCGGUCCAUCGUCUCGGGCUAUUCCACCCUGUCCACCAUCGACCGCAGCCUGUGCUCGGAGGUGCAGUCGGUGGCCGAGAGCCGAGGUGACGAGGCGGACGACGAGCGCAGCGAAUUCAGCCACGUGGAGACGGACACGGAGAGCAGCUUCCUGCUGGGGAGGGCGGGGCCGGGCACCGGGCAGGGGCCCGAGGCGGAGAGCGGCGAGAAGGAGAAACUCGCCCGGGCCUCCUUCAACUCCCACCGGCUCAUCCAGUGCGACACGCUGGCCCGCAGAAAGCUGGCGCGGCCCCGGCCGGACAGCGAGUCGUCCACCAAGGGCAGCCAGGAGUCCCUGCAGCCCCCGGGGGCCGGCGGGGAGCCGUGGGGCAGCGGGGCCCCGGCCAGGCCCUCGCUGACGGAGCAGAUCCGCCUGCGUCUGCGCGGCUCGGCCGACGACAUGCUGGCCGUGCGCCUGCGCAAGCCCCACUCCCCGGAGACGCGGCGCAAGAAGAGCUCCUGGAGGCGCCAUACGGUGGUGGUGCCCGGCGGCCUGAAGGACCUCAACUUCAACGAGUGGAAGGAGCAGCAGACACCGGGCCAGGGACCCCCCGUCGGUCCCGAGCUCUGCCCCCUGGACACCAGCGCCUCCUGCAGGGACCUGCACAGAGACAACAAGGACUCGGGCCUCAGCAGCCUGGAGUCGACCAAGGCCAGGCCCUCCUCGUCCUCGGCACUGAGCCACCAGGGCGGCGCCGGUGAGCAGCUGCACAGUAAGGGCCCGGAGGGGAACCCUGGCGACCGGGGCCCGGCUCCCACCCGCGCAGCUUCUUUCCGCUUCCACCAUUGUCUCUAACCCCCGCGUCCCUCUGGAACCCGAGGCCUGUCUCUGUUUCACCCGCCCCCUAUCUCUCUCGCCCCCUGUGCUGCCUCUUGUGGCGAAGGCUGAAGUACCCUCUCUGGGCGGUUCCCCAUCCGCACAGAGGUUGGAGCGCCCCCUAGGGGCCAGCAGCCACUCGCCCUGAUUUUGCCGGCCUUGCCCCUUGAGCGUCCCUUGGCCUUUCUCACGGGGCUCCCUAGGCUGCCGGAGACGCCCCCGGCUGCGCUGCCUGGCUGGCGCUCGGGCGCGGCGUUCAUUGAACGACCCUCCCUUGGUUUGGGGAUGUAAUCGUGAGUCUGUUUGAUUUGUCUCCCUUUUUAAGACUCCCCCGCCCCUGACUUUGCCAGGCCAGGCCUGGGUGGGGGAUUGUCCGCAGCUCGGAGCGUCCCGGCCUCGCCACAGAGCCGGGAUCCCAGCCCUUUGGGUCCAGCCCGCAGCUGGGAUGGGCGGGCACAGCGCACCCACAGGAAGCACUUGGCCUGAGACAGGCAACCCCUCCCCGGCCUCCUGGCCACCCAGCACAUCUCCUUGCGUGGCUGCGGGGUCCCUGAGGCUGCCAGAUCCGCUCUGCUGUCCCUCAGACGUCACAGGGGGGAGCGUGCUUGGCUCUUGCUGCCCCCGCCCUUGGUGGGGGAUCCCACGGUUCCUGCCAAGGGCUGCUCCCCGCUGACGCGGGGGGUUGGGGUGGGGGAAGGAUGCUCCGAUUUCCAUGAGACCGUUGCCAGCCCCCCGCUGCCAGCCCCCAAACCUCCCAGCAGGAGCAGGUGCCUCUGAAAUCCUGCCACAGCUCUGGCAUCACAUUACUGUGCCCCUCCUCCUGCCCCCCUCGGCUCAGAGAAAGUGCCCCCUGGUGUGCAAGGAACUGCUGGGUGGCUUUGAACAGAGGGUCCCUGGCACCCCAGUCAAGCCCGCCCCCGAGGGCCCCCCCUUUCCCAAGCCGGUUCUCC
Messenger RNA from Terrapene triunguis (Three-toed box turtle), 6664 nucleotides. It is a transcript of the gene ARHGAP23, whose product is annotated as Rho GTPase activating protein 23. Gene Ontology annotation, biological process: signal transduction. The transcript is spliced from 24 exons. Bases 405 to 5693 code for a protein of 1762 amino acids. Gene Ontology annotation, molecular function: protein binding. The record is from RefSeq and is a predicted model, not a curated record. NCBI's taxonomy places the organism in Eukaryota, Metazoa, Chordata, Testudines, Emydidae.